AUGCUAUAUUUGGUAAACCGGUUAACCAUUACCAAUAUUGCGUUGCGCUUUUUGCCGGUUCCAUUUACCAACGUUAAAAAUUUUCCGAUAAAAUUUAUCGAUAGCUUUUGUUUCGGGCGAUUUGUAAUUGUCCUUACCUUUUUCGAUAUCCAAAGCGUUGGUCCCAAUUUUAAUUUGCAAAAAGCCUUUUUCGCAACAUUCCUUAAGUAA
Molecule: messenger RNA, 210 nt
Organism: Gaeumannomyces tritici R3-111a-1
Lineage: Eukaryota; Fungi; Ascomycota; Sordariomycetes; Magnaporthales; Magnaporthaceae
Exons: 6
Coding region: 1-210 (69 amino acids)
Source: RefSeq, a predicted model, not a curated record